This is a messenger RNA of Podarcis lilfordi (Lilford's wall lizard), 17839 nucleotides long. The record is from the annotation of a GenBank genome assembly. Lineage: Eukaryota; Metazoa; Chordata; Lepidosauria; Squamata; Lacertidae.
GCCUUCCACGAAUUGAGCUUGAAAGCACCUGGCAACACACACAAACCCCACCCAGCCCCACCUGGGGGCAGCUGCGGCCCUUCAGCGCCCGUCCCUUAUGAGGAGAGGCCGCGCUGCCCCGGGGGCCGACGGGAGUUGGAGUCCCCCUGCCGCCGACGGAACCCUUAUUGGCCAAUGAGGAGCGGCGGGGAGUCCGGCGCUGCGCCCGCUGCGCGCUUCCUCCCGGUAGCCCGGAUGUUGCCGUUGUUGGGGCAGCCGAAGACGCGUCGGCUUUGAACGGGGAGCCGUUGGGGCGGGCCGCCAUGUCGUCUCCGGGAGGCCCCCUGGAGAAGCCGCAGAUCAUCGCGCACGCGCAGCAGAGCCUGAACUACACGGCCUUCGAGUGCAAGUGGGUGCCCAGCAGCGCCCGCCUCGUCUGCCUGGGCAGCUUCCCGCGGGGCAGCGGCGUCGUCCAGCUCUACGAGCUGCAAGGCGGCCGCCUCCACCUGCUUCGCGAAGUGAGUGAGGGACGGCGGGCCGGCGGGCGGGCGGGCGGAGCGCGGGCUCCCGCUGCCUUUCGCCGGCUGCUGCUGAGGAAUUUGGCCCGCCUCGUGUUCGUUCAGGGGAGGGAAAGGGAACGAAGAAGGGGGGAGGAGGGCGAGUUGAAUGGGCUGCCAUAAUAAUAAUAAUAAUAAUCAAAUUCAACUCUAAUCGUGCUCGUCUCCCAUGUUGUGAGAACUACAGGUCAAGGUGUGCAAAUUUAAUAAAUUAUAAUUAUUCGCAAUAAUUAUUUAUUCAAUUUUUACACCCUCAUUUGUAGUUCACAGGGCAGUUCACAACAUGCACAUACUACAUAUAUGUAUAUAUAUAAACACAAAGUACGUAAUAAAAAUAAGAACAAAAACAAGCUGAUAACACCCCCCCCCCCGUCCCACAACCUAAUUAAAAGGGUAUACAGUGGUACUUCGGGUUACAUACACUUCAGGUUACAUACGCUUUAGGUUACAGUCUCCGCUAACGCAGAAAUAGUGCUUAAGGUUAAGAAUUUUGCUUCAGGAUGAGAACAGAAAUCAUGCUCCGGCGGCAGCGGGAGGCCCCAUGAGCUAAAGUGGUGCUUCAGGUUAAGAACAGUUUCAGGUUAAGAACGGACCGCUGGAACGAAUUAAGUAUGUAACCAGAGGUACCACUGUAUAGCAGAGGUAGGCAAUCUAAGGCCUGGGGACCAGAUGCGGCCCAAUCACCUUCUCAAUCCGGCCCGCGGGCAGUCUGUGAAUCAGCGUGUUUUUACAGAAGUAGAAUGUGUCCUUUUAUUUCAAAUGCAUCUCUGGGUUAUUUGUGGGGCAUAGGAAUUCGUUCAUUCCCCCCCCCUUCAAAAUAUAGUCCAGCCCACCGCGUGGUCUGAGGGAUGGUGGACAGGCCCAUGGCUGAAAAAGGUUGCUGACCUCCGGUAUAUAGGGUGAUAAUUCGCGGAAGGACUGCUAAUAGAGGAAAGUUUUUACCUGGUGCUUAAAGAUACAGUGGUACCUCGGGAUGUGAACGGGAUCUGUUCCGGAGCCCCGUUCGCAUCCUGAAAAGAACGUAAGGCACGACUGCGCGGGUCGUGUUUCGCCGCUUCUGUACAUGACAUCAUUUUGACCGUCUGCGCAUGCGCGAGCGGCGAAACCCAGAAGUAAUGCGCUCCGUUACUUCCGGGUCGCCGCGGAGCGCAACCCGAAAAUACUUAACCUGAAGCGUAUUUAUCCCAAGGUAUGACUGUAUGCAAUGAAGGCACUAGGCGAGCCUCCUGGGCUGGUCGGCAAAGGAGUUGGGAACCCGUUGCCAGACUCCAUCAUCAUGACCAAUGGUCGGGGUGGUUUGGGAGUUGUGCACCAGAAACAUCUGGAGAGCCACAGAUCCCCCACCCUUGCAGAAGUCCAAUUUGCCUUCUCAUGCCAGGAUUAUAUGAAGGGUUGAAAUAGUGUGGAUUCAUGCUUUUAAGCAACAAGGAAAAGGCAGACAAUGUUAGGAACUAUGCGUUUGUGAAUUGCAAUUCAUCCUGAACUGAAGCAUGCCAAUUCUGAGUUCAGGUUAUUAUGUGGGAAACAGGAGUCAAUAUAUGGAACUGCUUUCAUAAGUUAUGGUUCCCUUUCCAAAGACACACCCCUCCUCAGCCCCAUUUAAAAAGGAAAGGGAAAAAGGGGGAGGGAGUCACAGGGUAGCCAGUCUUGCUGGUGUUUAUUCAGAAGUAAAGCCUGUCAGUCAGUAGAGCAUGAGACUAAGGCUGGGGUCUGGAUCUGGCCCAAUCACCUUCUAAAUCCGGCCUGCGGAUGGUCCGGGAAUCAGCAUGUUUUUACAUGAGCAGAAUGUGUGCUUUUAUUGAAAAUGCAUCUCUGGGUUAUUUGUGGGGCAUAGGAAUUUCUUCAUUUUUUUCAAAAUAUAGUGCGGUCCCCCACAAGGUCUGAGAGACAGUGGACCGGCCCCCUGCUGAAAAAGUUUGCUGACCCCUGCUUUAUAUGGCUAAUAUAUUUGGUCACCAUUGUUCACUCCCAUGUAUCACGUUCUGGCCAUUGUAAGUAGUAAUCUAAUUGUAUUCAGUGAGUGAGGUGCCUUAGGUCAGCUAAGUAAGUUUGUGACUAAGAUGAUAUUUGAAUUGGGCUCAUAGCUCACAUUCUUAGGUAAAGCUGCCUUGAGUCCCUAGUUGGGCAAAAAGACAGGAUUAAUAAUAAUAAUAAUAAUAAUAGAGACACAUUUAGAGAUGGGUGAAGAAGUGUAAAUAUUAAAAAUAGCUUCAAGAUGAUAACUAAUUUCAGUUUCAACUUUUAAUUAGGAAGAUUGAUAAUGAACUGUAAGCAUAUCCCAAAACAGGAUCAAAUACCGGUAGUAAGAGAAUCAUGUAUGGAUUGGCAUAGAUAAAAUGAAGCAAUGUAAUGUUUGUUUUACUCAGCAUUUGGCAAACUAACGUUCAUAAUCAAGCACUGUUUAGAAACCAAUAAUGAUGGGGAAAACCAUGCUGAUCACCAUGGUGAUAACCAUUAGCUUUGCUUGUCUACACAGCCCUUUGCUUCCCACACAGCUUUGGUUGCUGUAGCUAUAGCGAUGUAGGAGAACACAAUGUUGGCCGCCUUAUGCAUUGAGGAGUAGAUUGUGGAUAAAGUAUUGAGGAGUGAGAGUCUUUUCGCCCGAUAGAUUGGCUGGCCAGUUAUGUGAAAUCAAUCAUGAGGUCUUCUCAGUGAACAACUACAGUGGUGCCUCGCAAGACGAAAUUAAUUCGUUCCGCGAGUUUUGUCGUCUUGCGAUUUUUUUCGUCUUGCGAAGCACGGUGUCGGGAAAGUUUUGGAAAAGCUUCAAAAAUCACCAAAGUCUUUAAAAACCUCAAAAAAGGCUACCACAUCGCGUUCUAUGAGUUGCUCCUCGAAGUCAAGUCGCAACUGUAUUAACAGUGUUAAGAAAAAGGAAACAAACUUGCAAGACGUUUCCAUCUUGCGAAACAAGCCCAUAGGGAAAAUCGUCUUGCGAAGCAGCUCAAAAAACAAAAAACCCUUUCGUCUAGCGAGUUUUUUGUCUUGCGAGGCAUUCGUCUUGCGAGGUACCACUGUACUCUUAUUGCUUUCUAGCGUUCAGAGAAUGAAGCUGUUUUAUUUUAGCAUUGUUCUCAGUGACUAGCAGCCUAUUUACGGCACUUGUUUAAACAUAGGAUUGCAUCCAGCAUUUUUUUCCUGUUUGUGCAAGGAUUUCCACCUGAACAACAGGACUUAAUCUCUCUUUCUCCUUCCCUGCACCCCACAGCUAUUGUUAUCCCCACUCCUCUGAAGCAGGUGGAGGUGGGAGUGGGGCUGCAUGGAGAAAGGAGGCGGAGAGGAAUCCCAUUGUGCAGGCAGAACUCUUUGUGCUGGAAGGAUGACAUAAGUGGAUGCAGCUCAUAAUUUUUUUAUAAUCUGAUUUUAGUUACGCAAUCCUAUCCCCAAAACAUGUGGUAUAUAAAUAAUACUAGUUCUGAUAUUUGCCAAUUUAAAAAAUAUGAAAAGGGGAGGGAGAAAAUAAUAGGUAAGUUGCAAUCUACUUUUAUGUUUGCAAACUUAUCAGCAGUUGCUAGGUUUACUAACUAUGGACAUCUCUGAAAUAAAUUGGAAAGAAGAAUGACAGCUCAGUCUAUGGAUGCCGAUCCAAGAAUGAGUCCAACUGAAUUCAAGUGGAAUUUACUCCUAGGCAAAUGUGUAUGGGAUUGCAGCCACAGCGACUUAAAAUAGCCUUAUUAAUGACAAAUCUCUCCCAUAUUCACUUAGACAAAUCAAAUUUCAUAACCAAAAAUCAGACUAAAAUGUCUGACUUGUCUGUUAAUAUCAAUAUUCAUGGUGCAUAUUUGAAUUUUGCUAAAGCCUACCAGCAGUAACUCUUCAAACAAGAGAAACCGGCUUUUGACGUUUACUUUUUUAUCAGCACUUAAUACUAACAGAACCAGUCUGUUAGAUUGGACAAGAUAAUAAAUGUAAAAUUAUUAAGCCUUCUAGGUUUUUUUUUUCCUUUCCAGAUUGAAAAAUCAAAGCCUGUUAAAUGUGGAACCUUUGGUGCUUCUUCUCUGCAACAAAGAUACCUAGCUACAGGAGAUUUUGGUGGAAAUUUAAACAUAUGGUAAGAACAUUUCUGUUGUUCUCAGCUAAUUCAAAUUCCAAUAAUUAUUUCUGCUGUCUUAGUUUAGGAUCAUUAAAGCCUUUUAAAUGAUUUUUAUUGAGGUCUUCAGUAACAUAAAAAAAAGAAACAAUAAAUCAGCACAGUACAUACACUAAAAAGAAAGCUGGUCAAACAAAAGCAAAAAGAAACAGAACAAUUAAAAAACAAUAUCACCUUUCGCCAAAUUUACUUAUUCUUCUGACUCGAUAUAAACCAGCAAUUUCUUCUUAUCCCAAUUCCUAAUCUUAAUAUAAUAUAAAGCAUUAAACUUUGUCCCACCUUAAUCUAUUCUUGUCUAUACUUGAAUCUGAGUCCCAGCCAUUUUCAAUGUAACAUUUGUUCUGGCAUUCCAAUUUUGCAGUUUCUGCAAAUACCCUUGAACUCUUCCGUCUUCACUUUCCUCGGUCACGGAUUCUACCAGUCAUUUCACCCACAUGUGUCUCAUCAGCCAUUCACAUCUUCAGCGCACUUUUGUCUUCCAUAAGUAAAUGAGUAUUUUACGCUGUUGUUGCAUAUAUACAGUGUUCUAUCCUUAUCACAUUUGUUGACAUGCCCAGGCCUCUGGUUUCCUUUUAUGAAGGCACUUAGUCAUCUUCUUUAAAUUAUUAUAUCAUUUCAGAAAGCUCCAAUCUUGGGGGCAUGUCCCACCAAAGGUGAUAAAUGUACCUUCAGCCUCUUUCAACAUUUAUUAUCAGGCACAUGAUAUGUGCUUGAUCAGUUAUAAAAAUACUGUAUAUCAUUUCAUAAUACUCUCUGUUACAUGCUGUACCAUAUCUGUGUAUCCACACCCCAGUCAGCAACAUAAUACAGAGUAGUUCAUCUAGCCUUGCCCAUUUAAUAUUAGCAGAUUUCUGUCAAGCCAUCCUGAGUGUUCCAUUUCAGCAGCAAAUUCAUAUUCUGACAAUUUGUUUGUUCUAACACUAGUCUUCUAAUUUUGAUUUUUCACUGGAGCCAAUUCUUGUCCACUUAACAUUAUCUCAGGCCAAUGAGCCAGUCUCGCACUCUGUCCCAGCCCCAGCCUGCAACUCCCAAAUUCCACCUCAAAAUUCUGUCAUUAUAGGAUCACAAAGGUUUUAGGCAGUUGUAACCUAAUUCAGUUAUAUAGAAAAAUUAGUUAAUUAUGCCACCUCUGCAUGGUUUUGUGACUUUCCAAAGCAAUUUGUGAUAUGCAAUCAUAGACUACUAUUUUAAUUUUUAAAUAUCAGUGAACAUAUUUAGGUAGUGUUUUUAGAUACUGUUGUUUAAUAAAUUUCAUAGUCUUUUUGAAGUGUUCCCUUCACAGGUGAAAAACCACCAAAGAUAAUGGCACUUGGUGGUGGUGGUUGUUGUUGUCUUUUUUGGGAGUGGGGAGCUUUCUUCAUGCUUACCUUUUGACCCUUAUUAAUCAUGGUUUCACCAGACAGAGAAAUCCAUGAAUCUGUAUACCUUGUUAACAACUUGCUUUUGUUUCCUGCACCAGUUCUCCUAAUACAUGUAUUAACUAGAUUAAAUAAGAGUAUUUUGCAUUUUCUUCAUUUGUCCUGAUAAGCAGAGGGUGUAUGCGGGUUGUUGAAUGAUAGUAGCAUUGACUAGCUAGAAAGAAGCACUGUGUCCAGAUGCUAAAAGAAAAAGUAGAUCUUAAGGGAAAAAGAAAAACCCUAAAAAGAACAGGAUUUGCAAAUAUGGUAAGAUUACUAUUGAACUCACAACCCAAGUGGCACAUUUUACAACCUUCUGGUUCUUGUUGUCCCUUUCUUGAAUGAUUUAGAAAACUUCAGAUGUUUCUAGAUGUCAGCAGCAAAAGUUAUUUACUUUUGAAUCCCCACCCCUUAGGAUUUCACCCAACCUUAUGAUAAAGCUAUAAAAAAGUUAAAGGGACAUAUUUCAACCUCCAUUUUCCCAUUUAUUUUUCUUUCUUUCUAUCUUUUAUAUUUUUACUAGCUCUAAACAUGAUUUAGUAUCAGAUAGCAUAGCAGCAACAGCACUGAGGUGGGAGGGAAUCCUCCAGUAAUCCGCAAAUUUGCUUAUUUGCACUAAGCUAUGAUUUGGCUUAGCACUGCAUGUGAACUGGGCCUUUGCAGGCUCAGCAUACCAAUCAAAAAGUUGAAUUGUAGUCUUGAAUUUUUGUAGUUUGGAUUGUGAAGGUGUUUCUUGAACCUUUGGAAUUCCAUCAGUUUUUGGUGGGAAAGGAAAGAACACAGUUAAAAAAAAUGUUUGCAUCAAAUUUGUCAUUGUAACAAAUAGCAACGAUAAAAAUGUUGCUUCUUAAGGCUUGAGCAGGUUCAGAUUUUGAUUAAUGGGUUGUUACUCUUAAAACCACUUUUGGUUUUUGCAUCAGAAAUUUCACAAGUUUUUGCAUAUCAUUUUAAUAAUCACUGCUAUUUGAAACUGAAUUGAGAAUAGUUUGUUUUAACCAUUGUGGUAUAAAAUAUCCCUAAUUCAAUUUACUGAGAACCAUUAAAGAACACAAAACUAAUUAUGCCAUAAGCUCUCAUGGAUUUAAAGUCCAGUUCCUCAGGUGCACCAGCUUAUGACACGGUAGUUGUAUUCGUCUGUAAGUUGCCGUAAGACUCUUAGCUUCAUCUUUGGAAAUCGUAAAAAAAUAAUUGUUCCUUUCUGGUGUUUAGGAAUUUGGAAGUUCCAGAAAUCCCAGUGUACUCUGUGAAGGGACAUAAAGAAAUAAUCAAUAGUAUUGAUGGCGUUGGUGGCUUAGGAAUCGGAGAAGGAGCACCAGAAAUUGUGACGGGAAGUCGGGAUGGUGAGUUAGAUCUACUGCAGUGUCACUGGUUAGAAGGAAAAGCGAAGUGGGUUAGGAUAAAUCCAGCUAAUAGCUUCCAAUGAUUACCAUUCUUCUGUCUUCAUAUGUUAUGAACCAAUUUAGUCCUGUUAUCUAAAUUUAAAGGGUGUUUCCAUCUACUCAGAAGUAAGUACUGUUCAGCUGAAUGGGGCUUACUCCCAGUGGAGAUUGGCAUGCUUUCCUGUGAGUAAGCCUGAUUAACACAGUGGAACUUACAAGUAAACGUGCCCAGGAUUCCGUCACCUGUCUUUACCAUAAGAUAGUUUCUGAGACCUAAGCAAUUCUAAAACAUUGUUUUUUCAAACUAGGACAACUAUGUAGGGAUAUUGAGAAUGGGAAAGUGAGAGGAUUGAGAAGCAUGGGGGAUGGUCUAAGGUAAAGGUAAAGGGACCCCUGACCAUUAGGUCCAGUCGUGACCGACUCUGGGGUUGCAGCGCUCAUCUCGCUGUAUUGGCCGAGGGAGCCGGCGUACAGCUUCCGGGUCAUGUGGCCAGCAUGACUAAGCCACUUCUGGCGAACCAGAGCAGCGCACGGAAAUGCUGUUUACCUUCCUGCUGGAGCGGUACCUAUUUAUCUACUUGCACUUUGAUGUGCUUUCGAACUGCUAGGUUGGCAGGAGCAUGGACCGAGCAAUGGGAGCUCACCCCGUCGCGGGGAUUGGAACCGCCGACCUUCUGAUCGGCAAGUCCUAGGCUCUGUGGUUUAACAUAGCGCCACCCGCGUCCCCUCGGGCGAUGGUCUACUCUUGCUUAAAAAACUACUAGAUCAAAAUAUCUUGCAUCUCCCAAGCAUCGCAUGGUCAAGGGUUGUACAUGUGCACUUUCUUGAGGCCACUGGAUUCUAAGCUCCAGCAGCUGAGAAGGGCAUUGUCCCUGCCUUGCUAACUCAAGGUCCCAGUAUUUUUCUGGGAACUGGACUUGGCUGAGCGCUCACCUGAUGUCUGACAUUAAGGGUAGCAUCAUGGACUUGCGUCCUCCUGCCUGACGGAUCCAGAGCCGCUCAGUGGAGAAAGUUGGGGAGGCCAGUGCUUCUAUCAUUUACUGGAAAGGGGAGGGGAGAGUGAGAUGCAAGUGGAGAUUGGUUUGUCACUCUAAACGUGAAAGAACAUGAAUGUGCCUGAAUUUGUGGAGGGAGGACAAAGGAAUGAACAUCUAUUUCCUCUCUGCCCCCACCUUUCUAGCAGUUCAUUUUCUGAUGGGUCUUCACUUGACUUGUUUUAUUUAAUGUGGCCUUUUGCUUUCUAUGAGUUCAGUUACAAGCUCCUAUGAAUCACUUUACAAGCAUAGCAGCUUGUAGGAUGGAGAACUAGUGAAUAGCUGUUAAUUGCAGCAGUUCUAAAGUAACACUGGAUGAUGAUGUUUUGAGCUGUGCCUAUGUGCAGCAAAAAAGGUGGACGGUUAUAUUGCUCUAGCAGGGACUGACCAGGGAGGUGAGUGGCAGCAAUCGCAGACCAUCCUGUCUGAUAUCAGGUGCUCCAGAGGGUGCAGUACAUUAGCUUAAGAUAGGUCAUUGGCGUUGUGGUGUGUUUUUUUUUUUUAAAAGAACACCAGCUGGAGCAACACUGCAUGGCUGUAUUUCAUUGGGCAAGCAGAAAUGCCACGGGGUCUACAGAGAUGCAAAUCAGCAUGGGCAUUGCUACAACUAAGAAGUCCCCUGAAGAUUAAUCUGUACUGAGCAUUUGUGGCUGUCUUACAAUGUUUGCGCAUGCUUGGGCACAUUAGCUAUUCUGUAAACUAGUAACUGAUAGUUUUAAAUAAGUCCAUUUCUUGUGUACAUUCCAGGCCCUGUUGAAGUUAGUGGCACAAUAUCUCUUGUUUUUAAUAGAUUGCCACCAGAUGUCAGAGCAAAUCAAGUUUACUUAGGUAUAAUAGGGGAGCAAAAAAGGAUGAAAAUAAGAAGAGUCUAUUUCUGAUUUCCCCACCCUUAAAUCAUGUCGAGCUUUCGUUAAAACUUAUUGAAUUAUAAGCCUGUAGUAUAAAGAAGCUUUUUCUAUUAUUCUGUUUCAAAGGGAUGUCAGAUGAGGACCAGGCCUUUUUGCGGGGUGGGAUGAGUAGGAUAUGAAAAAAAGCAAAGCAGCAAUCUAAAAACAAAAAUCUGUCAGAUUUUUAAGACUAGGAAGAGGAUGCUCUUACAGCUCUAAUUAAUAAGACUACACCUACUGAUUAGUGCAGUCUAUCACUGCUUAUCCAUAGUUGUCCUCCCCGCCCCCUGCCCAACUAGUAUAUACUUGGUAACAGCAGUCUUGGCCAGCCUUUUUCCAUUCCAGGUUCCUCCUCAGCUGCCAUAUGAUAUGGUUACAAGGGUACUGCAAUCAGAUCUACAUAUGCUGUAUGUUCUAUUUUGAGUCCCACAUAGAACAGGGUUUUCACAUAAGUCAUUAGAGGGCUAGGGCAAACUGAUAUCUGCAUAUAUGAGGAUACAAAAAGAACAACAUCAAGACAAUUGCAGAAAGAUCUGUAUAAUUUACAUAUAAAAAUGUGUGGUAUUAGUAGGCCUGCCUUCUUAAUGGAGAUUACAGCUUCCAGGAAACGGAAGCUAGUAUUUUAGCUGAGUUGCAUCUUCUUUAAUUUAUCAGUUAGUCUGCUCAUUGGAUGAAACAGCUCAUCCAUCAAAUUGUGAAAGCAUUGAAACAAACUCUUCUAUUUUUUUAAAAAGUACAUUCAAAAUGAAUAGGAGUAAGGGAGACAUUAAUAGGUUUUAUUAAGCAAGUUGCUGGGGCCGAAGUGAUAGAAUAAAUGCCACCAGGUAUUUUAUCAGUAAAAUAAUAAUCCAUUAUCCACUUUUGCAGGGACUGUGAAGGUGUGGGACCCAAGACAAAAAGACACUCCAGUUGCCAAUAUGGAACCAGCCCAAGGAGAGAGCAAGAGAGACUGCUGGACAGUUGCGUUUGGUAAGGCCUCUCUUGAGCUGGUUGAUUUUUGAUGGCAUACAAACAUAUAUCAUGGAACUUGUCUUUGCUCCCAUCGCUUUUGUACCAUAACAUGGAGUUUAAAUGACUCUAUACGAAAUGGAGUCUGUAGAGUGCUGCUUUUGGAAAUAUAGCUUGCAGCUACUUCCUUUUCUCUUUGAUCUUCUCGGGGUUCUAGCUUUCUGUUGCAGAAGCACCACUUCUGUCUCCAAGAAUGCAGUUUUGACAUUUUAAAUAAAAUAAGUAAUACAGAAAGACAGUAAAAGGUAAAGGGACCCCUGACCAUUAGGUUCAGUCGUGACUGACUCUGGGGUUUCGGCACUCAUCUCGCUUUAUUGGCCAAGGGAGCCGACAUACAGCUUCCGGGUCAUGUGGCCAGCAUGACUAAGCUGCCUCUGGCGAACCAGAGCAGCGCACGGAAACACCGUUUACCUUCCCGCUGGAGCGGUACCUAUUUAUCUACUUGCACUUUGAGGUGCUUUCGAACUGCUAGGUUGGCAGGAGCAGGGACCGAGCAAUGGGAGCUCACCCCAUCGCGGGGAUUCGAACCACCGACCCUCUGACCAGCAAGUCCUAGGCUCUGUGGUUUAACCCACAGCGCCACCCACUUCCCUACAGAAAGACAGUAGCUUGCACUAAAUCUUUCCAGCUGUUGCCCUUGUCCUUUGUUAAAUGCCUUUAUCUCUUCUUGAAUAGUAAUAACCUGUCAUUCCAGGACUGGUUUUCUACCAGAAAUGCAUGAUGCUUUUAUAACAGAAUAGGUGCACAAAUGUGACUUGUUAUAAAAAUUGUUGGUCAUAUGAUUUUUUAAGCAGUGCCUCUUUUUUUUUCUAACUAGGUAAUGCUUACAAUCAAGAGGAACGUGUUGUAUGUGCCGGCUAUGACAAUGGGGAUGUCAAGUUGUUUGACCUUAGGAACAUGACACUGCGGUGGGAGACCAACAUCAAGAAUGGGGUAAUGUUUCACAAAUGUAUGUCUAAAUGUCCAUCUUUUUAAAAAAUUAUUUUUUGCAAUACAGAUACUUCUAGUCUGGGAAUUAUGCUUAGUGCGAUUAAAAUUAAGCUGCAUAUUUAGUUAUUUUUUUCUGUGCACUUUUUGGGGGGUAUGGCAAAAAAAUAUUACUCUUUUUAUGACAGUAGUCAGUACAAGUUGCUAAGCUUGCAUUUGUCCUCAAUACUUUGUAGUUCAGGCUUUGGAAAUGACAUUGAAGGAUGUCUUUGUUACAAGGCACGGAUCUGUAGAGGAAUAAAAUCUACACAGUUAGAAUGAGAAAUAUACCGUAUUUUUCCGUGUAUUAGACGAGGUUUUUUGACUAAAAAGUCAUGUCAUAAAACUGGGGUCGUCCAAUACACGGGUAGUGGCAAGGGGUGGGGGAAGUGGUGCGACUGCCAGUCAGCCGGUUGGCGGGACCGCAAUUUCCCCUGAUGCUGCAGCGAGUGCGAAACGAUCUAGGGAGUUUUUCCUGCCCACAGCUGCAUGGGGGGAGAAGCUAAACAACUUUGGGCCAUCUCCCCUCAUUUUCUUAAAGCGGAGUCUCAAAAAUGGGAGGCGGGUUUCUUAUACAUGGGGGCAUAUUAUAGAUGGAAAAGUACAGUAGUUCACUAAAUGAAAAGUGUAGUUCUAUACAGAGUUCAGGGUACCCAGUCCUCUUGGCUGGGAUUCCCUCCUUUCCCCUAAAAAUCACGCAGUAGGUCUGGGGCCUGUGUUCUGGAACGGCAAGCUCCCUUGCUACAGUGGUGCCUCGCAAGACGAAAUUAAUCCGUUCCGCGAGUAUCUUCGUCUAGCAGUUUUUUCGUCUUGCGAAGCAACCCUCUUAGCGGAUUAGCGCUAUUAGCGGUUUAGCGGCUAUUAAAGGCUUAGCGGCUUAGAAAAAGGGGGAGGGGAGCGGAAAAAAAUCUCAAGACUCGCAAGACAUUUUCGUCUUGCGAAGCAAGCCCAUAGGGAAAUUCGUCCUGCGAAGCAACUCAAAAACGGAAAACCCUUUCGUCUAGCGGGUUUUCCGUCUUGUGAGGCAUUCGUCUUGCGGGGCACCACUGUACAUGUCAAACCACUUCUGAAACUCUUUUUUAUUUUUUUUUAAAUUUUCAAUGCAAAAUUACAAACAAAAAUUACAAACAUUGAAUCCAAGAUAAUACUAUACAAACAAGAAAGAAAAACAGAACACCAAAAAGGAAACAAAAAACAAAAGAAAAAGCACACAUCUACAAAUAAAACCAUAUCUUCAUUCUAAUCUAGUCAUUACAUACAUAUACACAUAUUGACCUUGUUCCUUUGUCCCUUUUACUCUUUCUAAAUUGUGUCUAAUGUAGAUCACUUUUAUCUUUAUACUUUUUUACACCAUUUUUCUUUUUCUUUAACCCUGUAAAGCAUCAUUCAUUACAUACCGAUAUGUUUAUUCCAGAGCAAUGUUUUUUCAUAUACUCUUUAGCACAUCCCCAUUCUUUUAAUAAUUUCUGGUCCGAUUGUCCCCUUAUGAAUGCUGUGAGUCUUGCCAGAUUUAUAGAUUCACAAAAUUUAAUUUGCCAUUCUUUCAUUGAUGGAAUUUUUCUCCCUUUCCAAUUUUUUGCUAUAAGCAUCCUGGCAGCUACCACUUCUGAAACUCUUGUAGUCUCAAAGCCAGAUUACAGUCGAUCAUGGAGGUCUGCUGUUAUAACAGGAAUCCCACGAGGCAUGCCUAAGCUUUUGGAUUGCUCCCAAGGUCCCUAAUUACACUUCCCUUGGCAAGUGUAUUUGCUGCCCCCUAUCAGAAAAUCCCCAAUUGUGUAGCUAGAGAAACAGCUUGAGGUUCUCUUUACUGUUGCACGGUAUUUUGGAGGUGCUCAGAACGCCCCCAGAGUUCAGUGCAACCGCAGUGAAAAUCCCUUCCUGGUAGGAAAGGAAGGCACAGAAGCACACCUAAAAAACAGCAAGGCCCACUCUUUUCCUUUUGAGCUGAAGACUUGUUAUGCUUGCUUCUACGCUUCUGUGGUGCUCCAAUCACCUGAGAAGGUAAAGAAGAAAAUGAGCCCCAGCCUGGUCUCCAGUUGGAAUUCAAGGCGUGGGGCAGGCAUCAGCCUACCAUUGUGCUGGCUUAUGAGGCUGCUUCUUAAAUUGCCCUACGAUUCAGGAAUAUUCUCCCCUAUUCCAAACUUCAGAGUAAGGGAGGGUAGCAGGUGAUUGCCCAUAACCCUGGAUUGUAUUGUGGCAAUUGGGGAAGGACCCUUGGAAACGGGUCAGGAUCCCAGAGACUAUGUAGUUUGGGUUGGCUGCUACUGCCAGCCAAAAUUUGUGAAUCCCCGUUGAGAAGGAGGAAGAGGGUGAGACGACAGCCACAAACUCAGGGCCUGUUCCAGCUGGACUGUCUUCCCACUCUACCCCACCCCAGUCAACUUUACAUUUUAUACUAUUUAUUUUAGUCCUUUAAAAUUGUAAGCUGCCUUUGGUACCUUGGCAGAAAGGCAAUAUAUGAAUGAAUGAAUGAAUGAAUGAAUAAUAUGCAUAUAUAACUAUACCCCAGAAGCGUCACUUUGAUUCUAGGCAUACCUAAAUGUACAUAGGAAUGGCCUGCAUGCCUUUCCAUCUUGAGCUUUUUCUCAGUGGGACUUGCUUCUAAAUAAAUACAGUUAGGAUUGCACCGCAAUUCCGCUGAAGUCUUAAUGCUUGCUUGCUUUAUGCUCCUAGGUUUGCAGUCUUGAAUUUGACAGGAAAGAUAUAAAUAUGAACAAAUUGGUAGCAACAUCACUUGAAGGAAAGUUUCAUGUUUUUGACAUGAGGACUCAGCAUCCAACUAAAGGUUUUGCUUCAGUUUCAGAGAAGGUACGGUAUAAAACACAGGCUGUUCAUUGUUCUGACAGAAAAUAUGCUACUCUUGCCAUGGGGAAGAGGCAAAGCAAAAAGUUUAGGUCGGAACAGAUACUCAUAAGGAUACUAUGACUGGGGCCCUAAACCUCUGGAAGACUUCUCCCCCUGAACACUCUCAUGGGGCAGUAGUCAACUAACUUUUUGCAGUGGAGAUUUUUUUGGUAAACUUCUAUGAAGAGGUUCUUUUCUCCCCCAGUCGUAUAUAAAUGUUGUGAAAUAAAUUGUGGGACGAGGGCCUUCUGGCGGUUCCCUCGCUGCGAGAAGCCAAGUUACAGGGAACCAAGCAGAGGGCCUUCUCGGUAGUGGCACCCACCCUGUGGAACGCCCUCCCACCAGAUGUCAAAGAGAAAAAUAACUACCAAACUUUUAGAAGACAUCUGAAGGCAGCCCUGUUUAGGGAAGCUUUUAAUGUUUAAUAGGUUAUUGUAUUUUAGUGUUUUGUUGGAAGCCGCCGAGAGUGGCUGGGGAAACCCAGCCAGAUGGGCAGGGUAUAAAUAAUAAAUUAUUAUUAUAUUAUUAUUAUCUUUGAGCGAAGAAAAGGCUAAGUUUGGAGUGCGGUUGGGUGGUGCCUUGUAUGCUUCCUUCCAGCAGCUCCUCCAGCCAAGCUGGUGCCAAAUGUCUGAGCUGCCCCGCCCUGCCCCAAAGGAGGUGCCGCCUCACACUGCCCCACAGGGGCCUGGGAAGCACCCCCUGGCCAGCCCCAGAGGCACCAUUUGCUAGGGCUGCUGCAGCUAGCAGUCACACAAGCCUUUGGGAGGCAGAGAUGCGAGAGGGCAUCAGAGGAGGGAAGGAAGGAAAGAGGGACGGAGGCCAGUGUUGCCCGUGGCACCCCUGACCAACAUUCAAGGCACGCCAGGGUGCCAUGGCACACGGGUUAAAAAUCACUGGAUUAGACUAAUGUAUGUACAAUUUUUGUAUAACUUUGUUGUUAGGCCCACAAAUCAACCAUGUGGCAAGUUCGGCAUCUUCCACAGAACAGAGAUAUAUUUGUGACUAGUGGAGGAGCCGGAAACCUUCACCUUUGGAAAUAGUAAGUAUUUACUGUUCAUCUGGGUGGGGGGGGGCAGAGAAGUAGGACCAGGUUUGUCUGAGUAGCCCUAAUUCUGUACAUUUAGUUACGGGUUAUGGUGAUGGUAGCUUUUCAUGUCGUAGGAGAGCUUGCUGUUAAGACCGAAUUAUUAGAAGUGGCUUAGCUUUGCAUCUGCAACCUAACUUUUUUUUUUGGGCAGUGGAUAUACAUUGCAGGGGGGCGUGGGUGGCGCUGUGGUCUAAACCACAGAGCCUAGGGCUUGCCGAUCGGAAGGUCGGUGGUUCGAAUCCCCACGGCGGGGUGAGCUCCCGUCGCUCAGUCCCAGCUCCUGCCAACCUAGUAGUUUGAAAGCACAUCAAAGUGCAAGUAGAUAAAUAGGUACCGCUCUGGCGGGAAGGUAAAUGGCGUUUCCGUGUGCUGCUCUGGUUCGCCAGAAGCGGCUUAGUCAUGCUGGCCACAUGACCUGGAAAAACUGUCUGCGGACAAACGUUGGCUCCCUCAGCCUAUAGAGCGAGAUGAGCGCGCAACCCCAGAGUCGUUCGCGACUGGACCUAACGGUCAGGGGUCCCUUUACCCUUUACCUUAUAUGUCGCAGGAAACUUAAAUAAUUUUGCCAUCACUUUGUGUUCAAACGCAGCUGUACAUUCCUCUGCCAAAUGAAAAUAUAUGAUCUUUGUUCCAUAGAUUGAGUACCUUACUAGUGUUCCUAACAGUGACUGUCCUCCUGUAACAUGUUAAUGCUAACAAGUCCCUGAAAUAAUACUUAACCAACACAGAUUUGUUUCUAUUCUCCCUGUAAGUCUGUACAGGGAACACACUGUCCAGUGGCUUAAGCCCUUUGUUUCUUCUCUGCCUAGCUCCUACAAACGGAGAUAAUUUCAUUCUCCCUUACUCAAGGGUGGCUAGUUAGAACUAGAGUAUGGGGGGGGGUUUGCUGAGCUGCUAGGCUCUUCCACUCUGUGAAUUGGCUUGAUGUUUAUAUGAGCCUUCUUGCUCCAGAAGCAGUGUGCUUUGCUCCAGCACAGAUGCCAUUUAAAACUAACUUCUGAACAGAACCACAAACUCCACCCUCUUGGGUGGGACAGACAAGAGAAGAGGUUUUAGCUCUUUUAAAUGGCUACACUGAGCACAUACUGAAUAUAAUAAAAUUCAGGAAUAGCAUACAUCUUCUGUUUUUAAUGUCUGUCUUUAUCGUUUUUAAAAUUACUCCAGCUAGAGGUUUUUUUGUAAGUAGCAUACACGUCUUGAUAAAUAAAUUUCAGCAUACAUAUUUAUGUAUUUUAACAUUUUACCAAGGAGCUUUAUAGAACAGAAAGCUUAUUGACACAGCCUUGAUCAGGCAUAGAUGUUUUGGGGCUACAAUUCCCAUCAUCCCUGACCACUGGUCCUGUUAGCUAGGGAUCAUGGGAGUUGUAGUCCCAAAACAGCUGGAGGGCCACGUUUGCCUAUGUCUGGCCUUGAUGUUUAACGUCCUUCUGAGCUUUGGUUUGCCAAAGGCUGCAGUAUUCACUUGCCUGGGAUUUCUCCCCAUUGAAUUCAUUAGGACUUCUGAACAGACGUGCAUAGGAAUGUACUGUAACUUAGCAUUAUUAAAAUUCUGGAAUCUUCUGCAUUUCCUUUGUGAUAUCUCCCAUCUCCCGCAAUGUCAGUAUGAUAUAGUUUCUGGGGGUUGGAUUUGAAUGUGAAGAAACCAGGUUGAGGAGUCACUUGUGAGAUGCAUGGAGUGACCUUAGGCAAGUCACGAUCUUAGCCUAAACCAACUUACAGGAUUGUUGUGAGGGUAACAUAAGAUACCCAUUGUAAGUGACCCUGAACUCUUUGGUGGAAAUAUUGAUAUGAAAAAAGAGCAUGUGGUGUGUGCUUAUAACAGGCUUUUCACAUACCUUUUUUGAUCUAUUUUCCAGUGAGUAUCCUGCGCAGCGGUCUAAGCAAGAUUCAGAGGGAAAUGAGAUGGGAGUAGCAGGUUCGGUUAGCCUUUUACAGAAUGUGACGUUGUCAACACAACCUAUUUCAAGCCUUGACUGGAGCCCUGACAAAAUGGGUCUCUGUGUCUGUAGUGCCUUUGAUCAGACACUGAGAGUACUCAUCGUCACUAAACUGAACAGGAUUUGACAAAGGACUUCUAAGGAGCAAAAAUGUAUGAGUUCCAGAGCAAGAACCUUUUAGAAAUGUAAUGGAAUCUCUGUAUGACCUCAUGCUACAGAACAAAAUGUGAAACAUUUUGUCUGGGGUACUUUUCACCAUUUUGAAGUGUAGCAUACAUUUCUACAACCUGUGCCUUCAGUUUUAGCACAUUAAGACCUGUUUGUAUGUGACACACUUAAGUUCAAGGUUUCUUGUGGUUGUGGCCUUUUUUUGUACAGCAGUAAAAAUUUGUUGACAUUUGCUUAAACCAUUUUUAAUCAUUUUGUGUGUCUGUUGCCCACAAAACUAAACCAUAUCUUAGAAACCAACUUCCAGAACUAGCAAGUGUUUUUCCUUUAAAGUACUGCAUUUGUUAGUAUGUUCACCAAAAUGGCUUGGAUUGCACUUAUUUUCUGCAUUUAAAAUUUGAACAGCAGUAUUUUAAUGUAAUAAAGGUUAAUGUUUGUAGUGAUAUUUUUCAGUUAUUGGCUGCUUAUUUAAAAUAUGAUAAAUAAACAUGAAUGGAAUAGUAUUA